AUGCCGUCUUCGUCGAGAUCACACGAGGAUCGCGCAGAGACCAGCUCAUCUCGACACGACCGCGAUUCAUCGCAUUACAAGCGACGUCACCUGACGGAUGCAGAUGACGGUCAUCGUCGCAGUAGCCGGGACAAAGAUCGUUCCCCCGACCGACGCAAGCGACAUCGAGAAGAGGAUGACGGCAAACGAUCGCACAGCUCACGGUCAUAUCGCGACGAUCACCACGGACGCGACCGUUCAGACCGAGAACACCGUGACAAGGAGCGGGAGAGAGAGCAUGCCAGCUCCAGUCGAUCGAGACACGAUCGCGACCGGGAACACCGAAGCGAUCGUUCGUCGAAACGUCGGGAGACAUCCGAAGAGCGUCGUAUCCGGAAAGCCGCGAAGCGCUCCGACAAGCUUAGGGAACUCGAGGAGACCUUUCUCGACGAAGAGCAAGGAGCAGCCGAGCGUACAGCUGUUGCAGAACUCAUGAUGUACUCUGCCGAGGACAACCCUUUCAACGACCCCACCCUCGGGCACAAGUUCAAAUGGGGCAAGAAGGAGGAGAAGGAGCGCAAGCAAGGCCUCUCUCGCGACGAGGCUGAGAAGCGAGACGCCCAACGCAGGCAGGAGGCAAUGGCCGAGAUCGAAAAGCUCAACGCGAAACGCGCCGAGCGAGAAAAGCAAGCCGCCUUGCGCGAAGAAGAAGAGGCGCGGAUGGCACGUCUCGCCGAGUCGGCACAAAUGGCCAGCUGGGUGGCUAAGGAAGACGACUUUCACCUCGAACAGGCUCAACGUCGAGCUGUGAUUCGCGUCAAGGAAAAUCGCGCCAAGCCCAUCGACUUGCUCAGCAUCAACCUCAAAUGGGCGGAUCCCAACAUCAUCGCCGAGCAGGAAGGCAAACAGGAUGAUGACGACGACGAAGCAGGUCUAGAGAUCGACCUCGAUGAGCCAUACACAAUCUUUGAAGACCUCACACUCGAGGACACGCAAGAGCUGCACCAAGAUAUCCAGAUGUAUCUCCAGCUCGAGAAGAACGACUCGAAUCUCGACUUUUGGCGGUCGAUGCUGAUUGUCUGCGACGACAAGCUGGAAGAAUUGCAGGAAGAGCAGCAGCACGCCGUGGGUGGAGCCGCCUUAGCGGUCAAUGCUCGCCAAGAUCCAGAGGAACGUGGACGCAUCAACAACAUGCUUUCGUCAAAGACGUCCGAGGAACUGGAACAGCUCCAGGAUCAGGUGCGAUCAAAGCUCGCUUCGGGAGAGCCAGUGGAUGUCGAGUACUGGGAGAGGGUGUUGAAGUCAAUCGUCGUGUGGCGAGCCAAAGCACGUCUACGUGACAUGCACGAAGCUGUGCUUUCCAAUCGCCUCGAGUAUCUGCGACGCAAACAGCGAGACGAAGCGACACGGCAUCAGCACGAGCUUCUCCUACAGACCGGCGACGACUCGGACGCUGCCGAUGAGGCGCUGGAUGACGUCGAUGGACCAGCAGCUGGCUCAAGCAACCAAGCUGAUGAGGAAACAGCAGCGCUUGAGGCGCUCUUCGAUCCCGAGGAGAUGGAACCAGCGCCCAUCGACGCGUCGUCACUCAGCUACGAAGACCGUCGAUUACCAAUCAAGACGCUUCGCGAGCAUCUGGAAGAAGUGGUGGCGGCACGACGUCGUGUCACCGGCCAAUCGUUCAUUCCCAAAACGCGCCACAACGAGCUCGACCCAAGCUCAUCGGACAACCCGGCCGAGCGCAUGUUCCUGCAAGAGGCGUCGAAAGCGCUCGACGUCAGCGAAGAAGUCAUGCAGGGCGGCGAAGAGCAGCUGCGCCACCAAACGUACCAGUGGGAGGACAAGUACCGUCCGCGCAAACCGCGCUUCUUCAAUCGCGUCCACACGGGCUUCGACUGGAACAAGUACAACCAGACGCACUACGACUCGGACAACCCGCCGCCCAAGACGGUGCAGGGCUACAAGUUCAACAUCUUCUAUCCGGAUCUCAUCGACAAGAACGUCGCGCCGACGUACAAGAUCGUCAAGGAGCCGGGACAGGAGGAUACCGUGUUGCUGCGCUUCAGCGCGGGACCGCCGUACGAGGAUGUUGCGUUUAGGAUCGUGAAUAGGGAGUGGGAAUACGGUCACAAGCGAGGAUUCAGGAAUAGCUUUGAUAGGGGUGUGCUGCAGUUGCAUUUCAACUUCAAGCGGUUGCGGUAUCGUAAGUAG
Messenger RNA from Pseudozyma hubeiensis SY62, 2190 nucleotides. RefSeq lists its product as hypothetical. Gene Ontology annotation, molecular function: protein binding. The record is from RefSeq and is a predicted model, not a curated record. The coding region runs from base 1 to 2190 and encodes 729 amino acids. The transcript has a single exon. NCBI's taxonomy places the organism in Eukaryota, Fungi, Basidiomycota, Ustilaginomycetes, Ustilaginales, Ustilaginaceae. Gene Ontology annotation, cellular component: spliceosomal complex; cytoplasm. Gene Ontology annotation, biological process: mRNA cis splicing, via spliceosome.